This is a messenger RNA of Linnemannia hyalina, 357 nucleotides long. The record is from the annotation of a GenBank genome assembly. Lineage: Eukaryota; Fungi; Mortierellomycota; Mortierellomycetes; Mortierellales; Mortierellaceae.
AUGCCUAAGGUCGCCAAGAAGGAUCAAAAGGUCUCAAAGAGAGCCAAGGUCGAGGAGCCUAAGAAGAGAAAGAGAAAGGCCAAGAAGGACCCCAACGCACCCAAGAACCCCAUGUCUGCCUACCUUCUCUUCUGUGAGGAGUGGCGCGAGAAGGUCAAGGCCCAGAACCCCGAGGCCUCCUUCGGCGAGCUCGGACGUCUCCUCGGUGAGCAGUGGCGCGCAUACUCUGACGAGAAGAAGGCUCCCUACAUCGCCAAGCAUGAGAAGGCCAAGGCCAAGUACCAGGUGGAGAAGGCUGCCUACGAAGCCAAGAAGGCUGCUUCCUCUGAAGAUGAGGAUGAGGAUGAGUCUGAUUAA